Messenger RNA from Cuscuta campestris, 1190 nucleotides. The record is from the annotation of a GenBank genome assembly. NCBI's taxonomy places the organism in Eukaryota, Viridiplantae, Streptophyta, Magnoliopsida, Solanales, Convolvulaceae.
CGGUAGUCCAGCCCUCUAGCUCCAGCACCGGCAGCCCCACCCCUCCAGCUCCAGCGUCGGCAGCCCGGGAACCCCUCCAGCUCCAGCGCCGGCAGCCCCACCCCUGUCGGAACAGAUGAUGUCUUUGUUAAUCCCUGUUAGUGCUCAUUUUGGAGCUCAAUACUCAGUUUGUUCUGACAUCCAUGAAGCCAUCAACCAGACGAUGAAUUCUGGAUCAUUCCCUUGCAGGGGCUAUGGGGGAGGGGGCUGGGGUGGUUCCGCUGUUGCAAGAGGCGGGGUAGCCGGCGGUGGUGGUGGCUGGUCGGCCGCGAAGGAAGAGGCUGGGUCGGCGGCUAAGGAGAGAUCGACGGCGAAGGGUAACUGGCCGGCGAGAACAGACCGGCGAAGGGUGGGCGAUAGGAUUUCAUGCUCAGAUGACUCCUCAUCUCGGGACUCUACCUAUUCUUCUUCGACCGGGUACUAUUCCUCUUAUUCCGUACCUGGUCAUGUUCCCAACUCGUCUGUCCCCGAGCUGGAGCCGGUAAACCAAGUGCCCGGUCAGGUUGGGGAAAUCGGGCCUAUCACCGCCGACCGGUUGGGAAUGGAUUCUCCAACCGAAGUGGCCCGGCUGAAGAAGAAGAAUGAGGAGAUGGCCCUCAUUCUUAAAAGCCAAUUGGAUGAGCUGGCCAGGUUGUCCAAGAUGGCCGGGUCAAUGAAGACGGAGAUUUCCCAACUGAAGGAGGAGAACUGCCGGUUAUUGGAUGAGAUCUCUGGGGUGAAGCAGGAGAUGGCCCAGAAGGAAGAAGACUUCCUCGGUCUUACAGGCGCCUGGGUUAAAGAAAACAAGGCCGAAGCCGCCCGGGUGAUGACGGCGGGCCCGGAAGCAACCAUGGAAUCCUUCAGGCUUCUAUACCAGGAGCCUGAAGGAAAGAAGUUGAUUACCGCCAUUGGGUCUUUGGAUUCAAGUGUGGUCAGAAGAAAGACCGGGCUGCCUCUCACCGGAUCAUGAAGAAAAGGGACCCAGACUUUAGUGCAGCUGCUUACGGCUUGGCCCCAAUUCCGGAGGAAGAGCCUACUCCCCCCUUCCCUCUAGAUUAGGAUCUCCCCGGUACCGACUGGUUGUUUUGUAAACUUGAAACAUUCUCAAUUUCCCUGGGUAUACCCGGUGUAUCUGUAAACAUUUAACAUUCCUAUCUCAUUUGAAAUCCAUG